GCUCACUCGCUACUGCUGCACCUUUUCGACUUCACUUCAUCUUUCGUCUCUCUUUCCCGCUCUCUGCUCUGCUCGCGUCGCAUACAGCGCACGCCUCUUAUGCAGUAGCUAUCUGCACGACAAGACGCGCAGUGGACAGCCGCCUUCCUCAUCCACAAAAGAAAAGAAACAAGACACACCUUCCUCCAAUCCAGCCUGCCAGCUUCCACAACAAUACAGCGCUCUCAGAAUGUCUAGCGAACCCAAACGCCGCAUCUCCGCCCUCAGCGGCAGCGGAGGCGCAGCAGGACGAAACAACUCCCUCUCAGCCCAAAAUGCAGACGCAGAUCUCGCGCGCAUGGGCUACAAGUCCGAAUUGCCGCGAUCACUGAGCAUGCUGUCCAUUCUCGGUUUAUCCUUCGCCAUCAUGGCCGUACCAUUCGGUCUGUCCACGACGUUAUACAUUACGUUGACAGAUGGGCAGUCUGUGACGAUUAUUUGGGGCUGGGUACUAGUCAGUUUGAUCUCACUGUCGAUCGCGGCGAGUUUGGCGGAGAUUUGUGCUGUGUAUCCGACCGCUGGUGGGGUGUAUUAUUGGAGUGCCAUGAUGUCCACAAAGAAAUACGCCCCCAUCGCCUCCUGGAUAACAGGCUGGCUCAACCUCGUCGGAAACUGGACCGUAACCCUCUCCAUCAACUUCUCCGGCGCCCAACUAAUCCUCAGCGCCAUAAGCCUCUACCACGAAGACUUUGUCGCAAACGCCUGGCAAACCAUCCUCAUGUUCUGGGCCUGGAUGCUCAUCUGUUUCCUCGUCAACGCCUUCGGAUCGAAAUACUUGGACCUCAUCAAUAAGAUUUGCAUUUACUGGACUGCGGCGAGUGUCGUGGUGAUUAUGAUUGUUUUGUUGACUACGACGGAUAAUUAUCGUUCGGGAGAAUUUGUUUUUACGCAUUAUGAUGCUAGUGCGAGUGGCUGGCCGGAUGGGUGGGCGUUUUUUGUCGGGUUGUUGCAGGCGGCUUAUACUUUGACGGGGUAUGGUUUGGUGGCGAGUAUGUGUGAGGAGGUGCAGAAUCCGGCGAGAGAGGUGCCGAAGGCUAUGGUUUUGUCGGUUGCGGCGGCUGGUGUGACGGGUGUCAUUUAUUUGAUUCCGAUUUUGUUCGUUUUGCCGGAUGUGCAGAUGUUGUUGGAUGUGGCGAGUGGACAGCCGAUUGGGACGCUUUUCAAGACUGUGACGGGUUCGACAGGAGGAGGGUUUGGCCUAUUGUUCUUGAUUCUAGGCAUCCUUUUCUUCGCUGGAGUUGGUGCUCUAACAGCUGCGAGUCGUUGCACUUACGCUUUCGCUCGCGAUGGAGCGAUUCCAGGAUAUCGAUGGCUGGGAAGCAUCAACUCCAAAUUGGAGAUCCCACUCUGGGGACUGGUCUUGUCCACAGUGGUCGACUGUCUUCUCGGUCUGAUUUACUUUGGUUCGACGGCGGCUUUCAACAGCUUCACUGGAGUGGCAACGAUCUGCCUUUCCUGCGGCUACGGUCUGCCCAUCCUGGUCAGCGUCCUUCGUGGCCGCAAAAUGGUCAAGCACUCGACCUUCUCGCUUGGAAAAUUCGGAUUCGCGAUCAAUAUCCUCUGCCUUUGCUGGAUUGGGCUGGCUAUCGUGCUGUUCUGCAUGCCAGUCAGCUUACCCGUCACCGCCUCAUCCAUGAACUACGCAUCAGUCGUCUUCGUCGCCUUCGCCACGAUCAGUUUAGUAUGGUACCUCAUCCACGGCAGAAAGCACUUCACAGGACCGCCAGUUGUAGCAGACGACGAGCCCACAUUAGAAGGUAAACCGCAUCCAGCAGACGGCGAUGGAGAGCUUGGAGUUGAAGUUGAGAAACAGACAUCAUAUAAACUCUAAGCACAGUAGAGAAGUACAUAUGGUACAGAACAGAAC
Cercospora beticola is the source of this 1906-nucleotide messenger RNA. RefSeq lists its product as uncharacterized. Gene Ontology annotation, cellular component: membrane. NCBI's taxonomy places the organism in Eukaryota, Fungi, Ascomycota, Dothideomycetes, Mycosphaerellales, Mycosphaerellaceae. Gene Ontology annotation, molecular function: transmembrane transporter activity. Gene Ontology annotation, biological process: transmembrane transport. The record is from RefSeq and is a predicted model, not a curated record.